Molecule: messenger RNA, 2031 nt
Organism: Paramacrobiotus metropolitanus
Lineage: Eukaryota; Metazoa; Tardigrada; Eutardigrada; Parachela; Macrobiotidae
Exons: 1
Coding region: 1-2031 (676 amino acids)
Biological process (GO): DNA replication
Molecular function (GO): nucleotide binding; DNA binding; DNA-directed DNA polymerase activity
Source: RefSeq, a predicted model, not a curated record
AUGAAGUCUAAAGACUACACCGCCUUCAAAAAAUGGUAUGAUGAGGAGGCACUGCAGCACAAUAAGAGUUGGAUAUUUGAAAAAGAAAUUAUAAGGUAUUGCGUCAACGAUUGCCGUAUUCUCCGGGAAGCCUGUCAGCGUUUCUGUACCAGCAUGGCCGCUCUAUCAGGCGGGUACAACCCGCUCGUCCAGUCUGUUUCCCUACCGAGUUUUGUCAAUACCGUGUAUCGAGCGCGUUUCAUGCCCGCUGACAGUAUUCAAUUUUUCACCUACCGCGACCUCCAUACUCAUCGAUCCUAUUCUUUUGAAAGCCUGGAAUGGUUGCAUUAUGUGGCAAAAUCAGAACAAAAGUCGAUACGACACGCCCGCAACCACCCAGAAGGGGAGAAGCAGAUUGGGCGCUUCUUUGUGGAUGGAUAUAAUGAAGAAAAUAAUGAAGUAUUUGAGUAUCACGGGUGCUAUUUUCAUGGUUGCCCAGCAUGCUACACUAAGGACGCCAAAACAUAUGGCGGGCAAUCAAUGGCGCAGCUGUUUCAUUCAACCAUGCACAAGCAAAAAUAUUUAGAGUCUCGUGGAUUUGUUUAUCGCUCCAUCUGGAGCUGUCAAUGGUACGAGCAUAAGCGACAGCAUCAGCGGGCGGUCCAGCAGGCGCUCGAGGAUUUUAGCCAUGUGCCACCGAUGAACAUCAGAGAUGCACUUUUCGGUGGGCGGACAGAAGCUUUUCAAUUGUUGGCUGUGCCUGACUCAUCGAUGGGUGAAUAUAUAUCCUACUUGGAUAAAAACUCCCUAUAUCCCGCUGUGUGCAAACAGAAGUGUUACCCGCUGGGUAUUCCUGAAAAGAUUCUUGGUCAUUUUAAGCCUAUAGAUGAAUAUUUUGGGAUCGCCCAUGUUCGCGUUCUACCACCCGUUAGUCUGCCUCUGCCCGUUUUGCCACAGCGGAUCAAUCAGAAAUGCGUGUUUACGCUUUGUUGGCGCUGCGCUGAGCAGAAUAAUCAGAAAUCAAUAUGCCGGCACACCGACGAACAGAGAUGCUUCAAUGGCGUGUAUACGACACCCGAGUUAGCUUUGGCGCUGUCAACGGGCUACACUCUGAUCAAAAUCCAUGAAGUAUGGCAUUAUCCCCGUCAGGGAGAUUUGUUCUCUCAUUACAUCAGCACAUUUAUGGCCGAAAAAGCGGCGGCCAGCGGGUAUCCUGCCGGCUGCGUCAGUGACGAAAACAAAAAAGCUUAUUUGCAACUGUUGUACGAUCGCGAUGGUGUUGUGGUUGAUCCGGCACGAGUUGAAAACAAUCCAACAAAGCGCUUGCUAUCUAAGCUGAUGCUUAACACACUCUGGGGAAGGCUGGCAAUUAAAGAAAACAAAUCGCGCUUUGAGUAUGUAAAAGAUACUAAGCGAUUCAAUGACCUUUUCUAUUCCGGCAAUUACAAUGUCUCCUAUGUGGAUGUUGUCAGUGACGACGUGCUGCAGGUGCAAAGCAGUUUCACUUGCGAUGUUGACGGAUCAGAUUUGCAUGCCAAUGUGGUCAUUGCCAGCUUUGUGACGAGUUACGCACGUCUGGAAUUAUAUGCAGGAAUGGCGUUUGUCGGAAUAGAAAGGCUCUUGUAUGUUGACACUGACUGCGUAAUUGCUAUCGAAGGAAAGAAUUUGCAAAGCCUACCUGUCGGUGAGUGUUUAGGGGAAUUUAAAUCGGAAAUAGGUGACGACCAAAUCAUUUUAUUUGUCUGCGGUGGACCUAAAAUGUACGCCUACCAAACGCGCAAAGGUUCGCAGAUUUUUAAAAUGAAAGGAAUCAGCAUUAAUCAGGGGAACCAAAGUUUGUUCACUACAAAAACGCUUGAGAGGAUGGUCCGAGAUCCGAAACUGGUCAGUCAUUCAGUGAAUCCAUACAAAAUUUUUCGAAUUAAGGGCAAAUGGCAGCUGAAAUCCAGUGAGCAGCGCAAGGUUAUUCGUUUUACGUUUGACAAGCGCAGAAUCGUGGAGAAUUUCCAUACAGUGCCCUUUGGCUAUCGGCCGGCCCCCUUAGCAGUAUAA